Oryzias melastigma (Indian medaka) is the source of this 4664-nucleotide messenger RNA. RefSeq names its product polypeptide N-acetylgalactosaminyltransferase 10. NCBI's taxonomy places the organism in Eukaryota, Metazoa, Chordata, Actinopteri, Beloniformes, Adrianichthyidae. Bases 150 to 1967 code for a protein of 605 amino acids. Gene Ontology annotation, cellular component: Golgi apparatus. The record is from RefSeq and is a predicted model, not a curated record. The transcript has 12 exons.
CCCUAGCGGCGGAGCAGGCAGCCGUGAGCGUCACAGCGCCGCUGUCCGUCCCCGCUACCGGAGUGGAAGUUGCCCCCGUCUGGGUAAAGCCGGGUCUCGGAGCCGCUCUUCCCGCCGUCGCCGCCGCUUUGGACGCGUCCCCCGGAGCCAUGAGGCGGAAGGAGAAGAGGCUGCUGCAGGUCGCGGGGCUGCUCAUAGCCGCUCUCCUCUUCCUGCCGAACGUCGGGCUGUGGUCUCUGUACCGGGACCGAGUCUUCGACAACUCCCCCGACACGGCGGACGGUCCGGGCGGCAUCCCCGCGAGACAGGGGGUGAACCGGAUGGGGAGGGACGCUCUGGUGGGACGCGACGGCGUCAGGAGGAAAGACUGGCACGACUAUGAGGCCAUCAGGAGAGACGCCGCUCGAUCCGGAAACGGGGAGCAGGGGAAGCCGUUCCCCCUGACGGACGCCGACCGGGUGGACCAGGCCUACAGGGAGAACGGGUUCAACAUCUUCGUCAGCGACAGGAUCUCCCUGAACCGCUCCGUCCCCGACAUCCGACAUCCCAACUGUAGGCAGAAGCUGUACUCGGAGAAGCUCCCCAACACCAGCAUCAUCAUCCCGUUCCAUAACGAAGGCUGGUCGUCGCUGCUGCGGACGGUCCACAGCGUGCUGAACCGCUCGCCGGCGCCGCUCAUCGCAGAGAUCAUCCUGGUGGACGACUUCAGCGACAAAGAACACCUGAAGGGGGCGCUAGAGGAGUACAUGGUGCGGCUGCCGAAGGUGCGCAUCCUGAGGACCAAGAAACGGGAGGGGCUUAUCAGGACACGCCUCCUGGGAGCGGCAGCAGCCACAGGGGAGGUCAUCACCUUCCUGGACUCUCACUGUGAGGCCAACAUCAACUGGCUGCCCCCCCUGCUGGACCGAAUCGCCCUCAACAGGAAGACCAUCGUCUGCCCGAUGAUCGACGUCAUCGACCACGACAACUUCGGCUACGAAACGCAGGCGGGGGACGCCAUGAGGGGGGCGUUCGACUGGGAGAUGUACUACAAACGGAUCCCCAUCCCUGCUGAGCUGCAGAAGGACGACCCCAGCGAACCCUUCGAGUCGCCUGUGAUGGCCGGCGGGCUGUUCGCCGUGGACAGGAAGUGGUUCUGGGAGCUGGGGGGUUACGACACGGGUCUGGAGAUCUGGGGAGGAGAACAGUACGAGAUCUCCUUCAAGGUGUGGAUGUGCGGCGGUCGGAUGGAGGACAUUCCCUGCUCACGGGUCGGACACAUCUACAGGAAGUACGUCCCCUACAAGGUCCCCGGGGGGGUCAGCCUGGCCCGGAACCUGAAGCGCGUGGCGGAGGUGUGGAUGGACGAGUACGCCGAGUACGUCUACCAGCGCCGGCCCGAGUACCGCCACCUGUCUGCGGGAGACGUGGCUGCGCAGAAGGAGCUGCGCAGCACGCUCAACUGCAAGAGCUUCAGGUGGUUCAUGAAGGAGGUGGCCUGGGACCUGCCCAAACACUACCCCCCGGUGGAGCCGCCUGCAGCCGCCUGGGGAGAGGUUCGGAGCGCCGGCAGUGGUUUAUGUUUGGAGAGCAAACACUUUGUGUCCGGGAGUCCCAUCCGGCUGGAGAGCUGCGUGAAGGGGCGGGGCGACGUGAGCUGGGGCCACGGGCAGGUGUUCACGUUCGGCUGGAGGGAGGACAUCCGGGUGGGCGACCCCAUGCACACCAAGAAGGUCUGCUUCGACGCCAUCUCCCACAACAGCCCCGUCACGCUGUACGACUGCCACGGCAUGAAGGGGAACCAGCUGUGGCGCUACCGGAAGGACAAAAGCCUGUUCCACCCCAUCAGCAACAGCUGCAUGGACAGCAACCCCGGCGAGCGCCGCGUCUUCAUGAACGUGUGUGACCCCGCCUCCCCGAGCCAGCAGUGGCUGUUUGAGAAGACCAACGCCACCGUGUUGGAGCUCUUCAACCGCAGCCCCAACUGAGCCCCCCCCAUCCGCUGUGGGGGUCUCUGUCUGGCCGCGGUUUGGGAUGGGCUUCUGUUGGAGCGGUUAUCCGGCAUUCCCCGUUUUGGUGCCUCCCCUGUCCCACCUCCUCUCUGUCGCCCCCCCGAAGGCUCCAUGUGGCCACAUGACCCCCCGUAUCUGCCUGGGGGGGUUCCUGCUGAGCCAGAGUCAUCCAGCUCCCAAACUCACCUGGACGGUGAGUUUAAUUAAGACCCGCCUCUUCAUCUCUGACCCCCCACCCCCCCACCAGCUGUAAACCCACACAGGAAGUGGGUUUGCUGCUGCUCCCUGUCCCUCCAUGGCGGUGUCCCCCCCACGCCGCUGGACCCUUGGCACGCCGCCGCUUGAUCGCCCAGCAGCCGGGCCGGCCCUCUCUUCAGCUACGGUAGCUCUCGAGGUCCAAAAUGGAGGCUUAAAAUGCACAAAGCACUUACAGAGCAACCAACUUGAAUGCAAUCUCAGUGCCUUGUCAGAUGAUGACUCCACGGCGGCAGAAACGCCGCUGCGCCGGUGGAGCGUCGUCUGCACCUCUGGGUUCCUGAAAAUGAAGCUGGAUUGUCCUGUGGUGCGGGACCCUGAACGCAUCGCAGUGAACGGAGACUCUUCCUCACAGCCUCUCCUGCCUUUUGAAGUAAGCCCCGCCCACCCAUCUCCAUGGAGACGUGAUGAUGUUUGUACUCCUUUAUUCCAAAGUACUUGAGCUGGAGAUGGAAGUACGGCUUUCACCGCAUCACCUUAUCCGUUCGGUUUUCUGUUGUCCUGCAGCCGUUUUUAAAUAAAGUUUGUGUUGAAUUCGUUCCUCCUGAUUUAAAAUCAAGAGACUGAAACAGACGGAUUCUCUUAAACUGGUUUGGGGUUUUUCUGGGGUUUUUGGUUGGAUGUUGUGAUGCACCUUAAAUUGUCCUCGGCUGUAAUUUGUGUUGAAGCAGAAAAGAAAUUCCUCCCAAAGUCUUGACUUCCUAAUCAAUACUCCGAUACGAAUCAAUAAUGGACUUCUCUUUGACCAAUCACAUCCUGAUUCUGCUUUUCAUCAUCAACAACAGUUGAAAAGGAAACUUAUCAAACACUGAGAACAUUGUAGACAACAAAAAAUCUUUUAUUCCAGAUACUGAUCAAUACAUGAACCAAUCAGUGUUUUUAUUCACUCUCUGUUUUUAUUGGCUGUUAAAUCGAUAAAGUAUCAAAACAGGAAGUGCAGGUGAUUCAAAUCAGCUGAUUGUUUCUUUAUUUACAAUCUUAUUAGGGAUUUUUUUGAUUGGUGGAUUUGAUGUUUAGACACAACAAAACUCUUCCUUAGCCCCGCCCACUUACCCGUCAAUGAAAUGUUGAUGUGGGCGGAGCUAACAGCUUACCUCCACCUCCGGUUUUUGUCAGAGCUGAUCUGUUCAGCAGAUAUUUGUCUCGUUUGGACGUUUAUUGUGUUUGAUCCAAAGUGAAACAUUAGAUCAGUGAACGAUUUUUGUACUUAAAAAACUCGUUUUAAUCAAAUAACAUUUUUAAGUAGAGAAAACCAUCAACUCAGAAUUUUUAUUUAAUGAAAAAUAAAUUUCAAUUUGACUGUUUUUGUUACUUGAUUGAAUGUUUCACUUUUUUCAGUGUAUGAUUAAUGGCCCAUUUUAUAUUUUUGGUAAAUAUUUUAAUUUAAGAGAAUCAGUUGAUGAUUUCAGUCGCUGCACUCUGACAAAGAAAAGACAUUAAACUUGUUUGCAGAUGACGCCGUGCUGUUUGAUGGUUUUCUCUUACACUGUAAACAGUGAAAUGUUGGAUCAGUUAACAACAUCUCUGUAACUUGUUACAUUUAAAAACAUUAAAUUGUAUCCAAAUUUUUGUUGAUUAAACCACCAACUCAGAAUUUUCAUUUGAUGAAAAAUAACAAUUGUAGAUGUAACAAUUUACAGAAUCUUAUUUAAUUGAUCCAAUGUUUCAUUUUUUUCAGUGCAGUUCUGUUGGACUUAUCAGUCUGACCCAAACGGUUCUGACCCAAACGGUUCUGACCCAGACAGUUCUGACCCAGACAGUUCUGACCCAAACGGUUCUGACCCAAACGGUUCUGACCCAAACUGCAGUUCGGUCCGAUGUAGAGCUGUGAUGUAAUGUGUGGUUGAUCUCCUCAGAACUUCUCCAAGUCCGACAGUCACCUCCACUCUUCUUUUGUUUCUCCACAGACGUCAAAAAGUUCCUUUUUACUGGAUGUGAGUCGAGAACAAAAUAAAAAAUAUAUAUUUUUGGUUAAAUUGAGACCCUUCAGGCUUUUAUUGUGAAAGGAUUAAAUAAAACCCUUUUAUACAUUAUUUUAUGUCCGACUUCCCCUGUUGUUGUUGUUUACUGUUGUUUCUGUUUAUUCCUGUUAAGUUUAAAUUGCAGAAUUUGAGUUGAUUUCCUGUCAGCAUUUUCUCCCUGAAGUGAUGAUCCAGAUGUCUAAAUGCUGCCAUGUUUGUUUUUUGUCCUCAUGCGUUCAGAGUCAGACUUUAGAUCUAUGUUUCGGGAGUGUUCCUCCGCCGCCGCCGGGACGGUUCAGACUGUACAUUUAGUUUUUGGAGAGACAAUAUUUUUUUCUACUGACACUGAAGCUGUAAAAGUGUAUUUAGGUAUUUAACAAACUGUACAAUAAAAUUGGAAAUGUAAAAUAUUUUUGCUGACAUUGUAAAAUAAAAGGUUUCUAUAUUUGGAAAAAGA